CCGGUCUCAAAAUAAAAACUAAUAAUCAAAACUCUUUUGUGUAUUGCUGUUGCUGAGCUGUGUAUUUGUUCUCUCUUACUUAAUUGCACAGUCGAUUUUCUUCUUUUUUUAUGAAUUUAGAAUAUAGAGAGUUGGAAAGAUUAAUUCGAAGGUCAGUUUGUGCUCAGCAUUUGAUUGGAAAUCAUCUAAAGUAUGGCGUGUAAAGGUAAGCGAUGUGGAAAAGGUCCAGGAUAUCCAACACCGAUGUGGGCGUAUCAGAAUGGUCCAAGGGAGAAGCUUCUUUACGUAACAACAAUCCAACCAAAUUUAGAGAAUGAGCAGGGAGAUUAUUUAUCCGCAGUUGACGUCGAUCCAGAGAGUGAAACGUACAGUCAAGUAAUUCAUCGUGAAUAUGCUGGCAAAAGUGGUCAAGAAUUUCAUCAUAUUGGUUGGAAUACAUGCUCAAGUUGCUUUUUCGUUGAUUCCAACUGCACCGACGUACCAGUGAGGGAUAAACUAGUGCUUCCAUGUCUCAUUUCUGAUUCAGUUUAUAUCUUCGAUGUUGGACAAGAUCCAAAGCAUCCAAAAUUACAUAAGAUUAUCGAUGGUGAAGUUUUGCGAAAGAAUAAUUGUUCUGCACCACAUACGUCUCACUGCCUUCCAUCUGGCAACGUUAUGAUAUCGACGAUGGGAGAUAAGGAUGGUAAUUCCAAAGGAGAUUUCAUAUUGCUUGAUGGCACAACGUUUGAAUUUACUGGAACAUGGACUGUUGGUGAGACAGCAUUAUGCGGGUAUGAUUAUUGGUACCAGCCGUAUUUCAAUCUAAUGUGCUCAAGUGAAUGGGGUGCCCCAAAUCUCUGGAGACGUGGCUUUAAUCCCGACGAUAUAAAAUCCGAUAGAGAUUAUGGAAGACGUAUAAAUGUUUAUGCAUGGAACGAGAGGAAAUUAAUCGAUACUAUACAUUUAGGAGAUGAAGGAAUUGCUCCAUUGGAAAUACGCUUCAUGCAUGAUCCCAAACGAUGCGAGGGUUUCGUUGGCACAGCACUUUUUGCAAAAGUUUUCCGUUUCUAUAAGAAAAAUCCAUCGGAUGAGAAAUUUACGGUUGAGAAAGUUAUUGAUGUGCCAGCUAAGAAAGUUGAUGGAUGGGUUUUGCCUGAAAUGAAUGGAUUGAUGACAGACAUCAUCUUGUCUCUUGACGAUCGCUUUAUUUAUUUUAGCAACUGGUUCCAUGGUGAUGUAAGGCAAUAUGAUAUCAGUGAUCCAGCAAAUCCAAAACUUGUAGGACAAGUUUUUCUCGGUGGCUUAAUAUUGAAUGACUCGGGUGUAAAAGUUCUCGAAGACACAGAAUUGACAGAACAGCCAUCGCCAGUUGAAAUUAAAGGAAGAAGAUUGUACGGUGGUCCACAAAUGUUGCAAUUGAGUUUAGAUGGAAAGAGAUUGUAUGUCAGUUCAUCCUUAUUCUCUCCAUGGGAUAAACAAUUUUAUCCUGACAUGGUCAAGAAUGGAGGAACGAUUGUCCAACUUGAUGUUGAUACUGAAAAUGGUGGAAUGAAGAUUAAUGAAAAUUUCCUUGUUGAUUUUGGAAAGGAACCAAAUGGACCAAGUCUACCUCAUGAAAUGCGCUAUCCUGGAGGAGAUUGUUCGUCUGACAUUUGGUUAGUCGAGGAAGAUGAAUAAAAAUGAUCAGCAGUUACUUAAGUUUUGUACUUUAUUUUUUAUACCUUCAUCUUCUGUCCAAUAAAAUUACAAUUUUUGU
This is a messenger RNA of Chironomus riparius, 1735 nucleotides long. NCBI's taxonomy places the organism in Eukaryota, Metazoa, Arthropoda, Insecta, Diptera, Chironomidae. The record is from the annotation of a GenBank genome assembly.